AUGAGCACUCAUUCACAUUUACAUCGUCAUAAACAAGACAUUUCAAAGCACUUAGAGUCAUUACAAGCUAGGCUCGAAUUUGCUCGCUUUAAACUUCGAAAUGGCUGGCAAACCAAUACAUUUGGCGAUGUAGAAUAUUUCUGGAAGCAAAGACAGAGACAAACAAUCAAGGAAAUCCCAGUACCAAGAUUUACUCAGCAAGACAUCAUUGAGAGAAAAACCUGUCAGCUGGCUAAAAGAGGAAGACCUUCAAAAGCAAACUCGGCACUGAAUCGUUCAACACCUUCUCUGUCCAUAAAUAAAAAGCAACAUGCAAUCAAAAAGCAACAAUUUGCAUCUCAACAUGAAUCCAUACAUCAACCAACUUAUCACUUUCAUCAUUAUGAUCAAGAGAAUUGGAAUACAGAUAAACCUGGACGUCUAACUAGAAACUAUUCUGUGUCUUCCUUUGAUGAAUCUCGAGUGCCUUCUGAUCCAGACGAUGAACCAUCUAUCGUCAACAAUUCUUUGGAUUAUCUGUCCUAUGCCAUUGCUAUGAAAGAACACCAGAGAGAGAGACAAAACAGUGAGCAAAUGAUUGAAGAGCCUACUUUACUUGAAGAUGAUGAAGAUGAAGAUGAAGAUACAGAUCAUAACUUGAGAGAUGAUGUGAGCCCUGACUGGACUAGAACAAGUAGACUUCGACUGUCACUGUCGAUACCCAACCAACCAUAUAGCCAACACAAGAGUCCUGAUGUAUCAAAUACAUCGUCUCCUUUAUCAGCAACAAAUGCUGCUGCAGAGGCCAUGCUGAUGUUUGUUCAUACAGAAAAAAAUCAACAGGAUUAA
Messenger RNA from Gilbertella persicaria, 828 nucleotides. RefSeq lists its product as uncharacterized. Lineage: Eukaryota; Fungi; Mucoromycota; Mucoromycetes; Mucorales; Choanephoraceae. Bases 1 to 828 code for a protein of 275 amino acids. The record is from RefSeq and is a predicted model, not a curated record. The transcript has 2 exons.